AAAUCUCAGUGAAUUCCUCUAGUGAAAUGAAAAUCGAUGGCCGGUGGAUCGCAUUAACAAUUGGAUAUUUAAAUAAUUGAGUGAUAUAAUCGUUACCUGACACCUGCGGAAUAAACUAGACUAUCCAAAGUAAAUAGCUAUUAAAAAAAUUUGAGCAAUCAAGAGAAUUAAAAGAAGUUUUUGACGAUUCGAAAGCCUGAUUUUUUUCAAUUACAAAGACAGGGGGUUUCAGCAUUGAAUCAUUGUCAAAUAAUUUUCAUAAAAAAAAUUAAGGAUGGCGAAUCGAUUAGCCUGGUUCCUCACACCUGCAGGAAAGAGAUUCUCGUCUGUUGCAGUCACUGUAGGUGCCUGUGCCACCGGUAUAGGGGCAUGGUUCUCGCAGACAUUGUUUUUGGAUAAUUAUCGUGACUUUGUCGCUUUGAGAAAGAACAGCAUCCCCCUGGCAGUCCCCGAAAAGCUGGAGAAGUUGUUCACCUCAGUUCUAGAGGACCUUUCUUUCUCGGACUACUACAAAACCAUCUCGAGGCCCUUCAUGGUCUUCGGUUUCGACGUCUACAACAUAGGCUCUCUGUGCACUCGCAAGGGAACAUACAUUGGCCUCCCCAUAAAUUUCACGUACGACUCGCCGAGCAGCAUUCAAAAACACGAGAUCUUCAUAAAAGACGAGGCCAUCAACUGGAAUCGAGAUGAUGCCCAGCAGCUUCUAGCGUCCCUCGUUCUUUCCGAGGACGCCAAAAAGUACGCUAUUGGAAGUCAACUCCUAGCGACGGACAAUAACAGAAUCGUGUGGAAUUCACUGGGCUCGGGGUCGUUGAUUGGAUGCUGCUAUGCGCUGUCAUCAGGGUGGAAUAGAUCGAUGGAUUUGUUUUCAAAGCCCAGGGCUGUGCGGCUGGUGCUUUAUUCCCUGACCUGUACAUUCUUUUGGGGGCUAUGGGCCAUGCAGAAAGACACGAUGAUCAGGUACUACGAGAGCACCGCUGACGAACACCUAUCUCAGCUGGGAGACAAGUACAUCAACGGGGCCAUCGAGUACUAUGAGAAAGCCCUGGCUCGCAACAAAGCCUUCAGGACGUUGCUGGGAGCAGAUGGGGCCAAGUCCUUCAACACCGAUGGAGACGAGACGUAUUUCUUCAGGCAAAAGCAUCUGCCGUUCACUGCUCGAAAGGAAUUUUUCGAGAAGAAGCUCAAAGACAGAACUGCGGUGGAGGAGACGAAAAAGGUUGAAGAGAUCGUGGGAAAUGCUGUUAAUUAGGAGAAUUGUCGUUGUAAGGCUUUUGAUUUUUUAAUUAAAAUUGUUGUACAAUUACAGGUUUACAUA
This is a messenger RNA of Diachasmimorpha longicaudata, 1318 nucleotides long. RefSeq lists its product as uncharacterized. The coding region runs from base 275 to 1252 and encodes 325 amino acids. Lineage: Eukaryota; Metazoa; Arthropoda; Insecta; Hymenoptera; Braconidae. The transcript has 3 exons. Gene Ontology annotation, cellular component: membrane. The record is from RefSeq and is a predicted model, not a curated record.